This is a messenger RNA of Fusarium coffeatum, 1158 nucleotides long. RefSeq lists its product as uncharacterized. The transcript is spliced from 3 exons. The record is from RefSeq and is a predicted model, not a curated record. NCBI's taxonomy places the organism in Eukaryota, Fungi, Ascomycota, Sordariomycetes, Hypocreales, Nectriaceae. The coding region runs from base 1 to 1158 and encodes 385 amino acids.
AUGUCUGAUGCUGCUGCUGCGGCGCCACCGGUGGACUCGUCCGCGCAGGUCUUCUUGCCCAUACUGGGCUUCGUCGUGGCCGAGCUCGCCAUCAACUGCAUCAUCGUUCUUUUGGUCCUCUUCGUUGUCGGGCUGCGGGUCGUCGGACGGCUUAUGGGACCUGGUCUUGGAUGGGAUGACUACUUCGUUAUUUUCUCAACGCCGCUGGGUGUAGCAAUGCUGUGCUGUCAAGGCCUCUUCGCGCCUGUUGGAAAUGGAUACAGACUCGCAGAUCACCAAGAGCUUAUGGUCAACGUACCUUUCAUUCUGAAGUUGACAUUCUGCAUGCAAAUCAUCUACGUCACCCUUCUCGCCGCUGUCAAAGCAAGUAUGCUUGCUUUCUUCAUCCGCGUCUUUCCAACCACCUUCAUGCAGAGAGCCUCCAAGAUCUCUCUCGCCUUUGUCGGAUUGUGGUGGAUUUCCUACCUCGGCGCUUGCAUUUUCCUUUGUUCACCGGUCCAGGCCCAGUGGGAGGCGCCUCUUACUUGCGGAGGUCAAUACAUGCCCAUGAUCCAGUCGUUGAUUGCCACCAACGCUGUUGGCGAUUUGAUCAUUAUGGCUUUACCCAUGCACAGCGUCUGGGGCUUAAAGACAAGACGUGCAGAGAAGAUCGGUAUCACCUCUUGUUUCGCUCUCGGUCUUGCCUGCGUCGUCUGCGCCGUCUUCCGACUCAUCUACAUCUCGAGCGUCGAGCUCGACACCAACAUCACCGGAACCAUGCCCACGACCAUCUUCCUCUUCAUCCUCGAACCCAAUCUGGCCAUCCUCUGCGUCAGCAUUCCCAUGCUGCGCCCUUUCUACGCCAAGUACAAGAAGCGAAUGGGCGGUUCCCGCCUCGACGAAUACUCCAACUCUCGAAGCACCGGAUUUCGCGACCAGAGCCGAACGGGCGCCAGCAGCGCAGCCCCCCCUCCUGAGGUCAUCCGCGACCCCAAUCUGUCAAGCUGGGAGAUGGACGACUACCGCCCCCAAGACAAGCUCCAGCACGGAUACAGCGUCUCAGGAUUCCCUGACGAGUCAGGGUCGGAAAAGAACUUGACUGUCGGAUCGUCUGAGGAUCGCAACAACGCGAUCAACGUCGAGACUCGAUGGACGGUGACACACUCUCGAAAGGCGUAG